This is a messenger RNA of Bombus impatiens (common eastern bumble bee), 2387 nucleotides long. RefSeq lists its product as uncharacterized. Bases 1416 to 2330 code for a protein of 304 amino acids. Gene Ontology annotation, molecular function: transcription regulator activity. The record is from RefSeq and is a predicted model, not a curated record. Gene Ontology annotation, cellular component: nucleus. Lineage: Eukaryota; Metazoa; Arthropoda; Insecta; Hymenoptera; Apidae. The transcript has 3 exons.
CCGCGACCUCCGCGAAAACAAUGGCAAUCAUUUUUCGACCGUGGAUAAUCACGGGCAAUCCCUCGUGAACUUGGCAACGACGUUGCAAUUAAAUAUAGAUCGGUAUUGUUAUACAGGAGAACCAUUCCGUGCUAAUUACAACAGGUGUGGAUACGGUGUGAAAACAAAUUGAUUAGGAGAUAUAUAUCUAUAUCAAGAAUCAUAAAUCGGACGCGAGUCACUUAACAUUCGCUCGAUUUGUUUAACCCUACCAGUAGCAGCAGUCCCUGUCCCACGAGUCCACACCUGUUCCGUGCCGAUCAAAACCUAGACCUAUUCGAUCCCGUGAGAAAAAGGUAGCGAUUAUACGAACGCGUAUGUGUAGAUUGCUUUUUCGGUGGUGAAGUUUGUACGAGAGCUCAUCGUCGGGGAAAAAUCGCAGUAUAUGUAUCUCGUAUACCGAAGGACGUGUACGGGUUUAAGCAGGAGAUAUAGAGGGGACCAGUGACGGAGGGGAAACGAGGAAUCGUAGAGGACUACGGGGUAGAUGGACCGGUAGACGAGAGGACGGAGGGGUGAGGAUGAGAACGAUGGUGCUCGGUGGGGAGAAAAGGGACUCGGAACUCGUGUCGUAGCGGUACGACGUUCGGUCGGGUAUCUCCGCAUCGUGGGCCACACGCUCGGCCGGUAUCGGCUCGCAUACGCGCUCAGUCGUGGUCCGGCCUCGCUUGCGUACAAAUGUCAGGCGGGAGCCAUUUGAUAGGACAACAGCAUACGUACACAGUGUUUUCUUCUUCUGUCGUCGUACAUACGUGUGCCCGCGAGAGUGCUUACAUAUACACAGACCUGUGGCAAAUAUAAUACACGUUCGUAUAUAUACGUAUAUCUAAUACGCUCAUCUCUCUUUCCGACUUUGUUCUUCGAUCAUCUCUAUCUCGUCUUCUCGCGUAAAAGUCACACGUACUUAGAAGGGACUUAAAGUGUCGCGUGUGAGUACAUCGGGAGUAACAAUACGACAGUGCUGUAUCGAAACGUUAUCUUGUGACUGAUAUCGAUAUAUUAUAUCUGUACAUAUACUGAUAGUGCAGCGACAGCAGUGACGAAGGGACGUCGAGUCUAACGUGCUCCGAUUAACUUCGUUCCGUUAGUCAGCCGAGUGUGUGGUAAAGCUGAGAGUGCCUGCGAGAGCAGGAAGGAAGAACAAAGAAGCGACGUCCUCUGCCAGUCGGUGGAAGCAGAGCGGGGCUUGCGAAGACUGUCCCCUUCUGAAGUCUCUCUUCUCUCUGGAUCUUCACCCCUUUCUCUGUGGAUCUUCAUCUCAUCGGGUGUUCUCCUACUCUGGGCUCCGUCUCUGUCUCUUCGCUUUCUUCAUUUCUUCGCCAUCGAUAUCGUGUGAACACAGCAACGAGAAGUUGGUUUCGUCUUGAGACGCUAAGAUGAGAUUGGAGGAAGACCUUGUGAUUCGUAGGAGCAGACCAACGAUGAUUUCGGCCAAGUACCGUGCGAGGGAGGAACGUCGUCGCUUGCUUAAAAUUUCAGCCGGUAAGCUAAGGAGGAUCGAGGACCCAGAGGCUAGCCUGUGCAGAUCGGUUCUCAUAAAUAACGCCGUCAGGCGAUUGCAACGUGAAAACCGAGACGAAAAGACAAGGAAUUACGGCCUUCCGGUGGUCACGUAUCUAAAUGAUUCCACGAAAGAGAAUAACGUCUCCAGCAACCUUAUCGUCGGAGUAACAGACGACGAAACGUCCUCCAGGAAGAGAUUAAGCGAUGACACGCGGAACGAUGGAAUCAGCCCCAAGCGACAGAGGCACGAUGAUCUUGACCUUCAGGACGAUGUGUUCAGCGACUUUUACAUUCUGCCACCUACUCCGCGAUUAUUAUCUCAUAUAGACGAAGUCCAGGAACCCGAAUCUCCGCAUCAUCACCAUCUGGUGUACUCUGAGGACCGUCUAGGCUCCGUAGAUGUUCGGUCGACAACAACGAUCAUCAGCAGUAGCACCGCAAACACAACCACCACCACUAGCACCAGCACGUCCGCGAGUAGUUGCUGUAACUCCGUCAUGUUCCCUACCGAACUAGAUGACACUAGCAGUCAACUAACCAGUGUUGCUAGAUCUACCGAUGUAGGCAGCAUAAUGGAGGCUUCGGACGUGGUCGACCCUGACAGGAUCUGCGAUUUUGCAAGGUUCGCAGAUUCUGCCAAGAGUCUAGAAGAACGUUUAGUCGAGUUACAGUCGCUGGACGAACAUUUUGACUUGGCGAAAUUCGAGAGGAACAACAAUCAGAGUUGUGGCAGAGCGUUCCACGAUAUCCAGACCUUCCACAGUUUAGUACCUGGACUGGAAACCUAGAAGGGUGCCUCGUGCCUCGAGCACCCUCCUCUCGUCGUGUCUGGCUCGACAGAAAAA